Molecule: messenger RNA, 1079 nt
Organism: Solenopsis invicta (red fire ant)
Lineage: Eukaryota; Metazoa; Arthropoda; Insecta; Hymenoptera; Formicidae
Exons: 3
Coding region: 164-793 (209 amino acids)
Source: RefSeq, a predicted model, not a curated record
UCGGAUAUUGUUUUUGUUUUUAGAUUGCGAUUUGUUCUAAAAUGGUUGAAUCCUUCUACAGAGAAUUCUGCCUUUGACUCCUAUAUAAAAUUUAACGGAAACAGAAACAAAUUGACAAAACAAUUUGUUUGUCACAGUACUUUUUAAAAGAAUAAAUUUUGUUAUGGCAUUUGGACUGACCCAGUGGUUGAUAUCAUUUGCGAUAUUUCUAACCAUUUUGACUAUUAUCACCUGGUCCGCGGUACAUUUGGGCAAGAAGGAUCAAAGCUUUAUAGAUGCCAAUCUGAGAUUAUUCAACGUGGACGAUUAUUCAAUUGAAGGGAAGAAGAGAGAUAAAUCACUUUAUCCCACAAACGUGCAUAAUUCGAUGUUGCGAGUGACAGAGAAAACCGAUAGUUUAACGUUAUUUGCAAACGAGCAAGGCUCCGAAAUACCAGACAGCGAAGAAUUUUACAAAAUAUUGCAAUCCUUUUAUUCAACCAAGAGUAGUGUCUUUAAUAAGUCAAAUUAUGAUACUGCGACAUUUGCAUCUUCUGUCAUCAAGAACGAUUCAAAGCGGAAUUAUGACAUUACAGUUACGUUAUCCAACACAUCUGACAAGACUUUCGUAUUAAAUGACCGUCAACACAAUAACGAAAAAAUUACGAUAUUGCCAAAUAAUAUUUCACAAACGACGCACUCGACACAUUUAACAUACAAAAUAAAAUUAUUUGAUAAUACAAAUAGAUCAAGGGAAAUAGAUUUGAAUCAGUCUGCAAGAACGGAGGUCACUGAAUUUCAUCAGAAUGAUUAAAACGGGACAUUGCAAGUAUCUGCUUUUUCGCUAAAAAAAAAAGUAGAUGCGACAGUUUUUUAGGCGCAGAAUAAUCUAAUAUAAUAGGGUGAUAUAAAAUCCAAUUUGAAGGACAAACUCAAUAUGUGUUAUCCGAAAUAGAAAACGUGAUGUUAUCAAUUACAUUCCUAUAUGUUUAAGCACGUAUGUUUCUAUAUAUUUUUCUGUUUGUUACUAUUCUGUACAUUUGUUACUAUACAAUACACAUAUUUGUUAUAUUGCUAAAAAUAAAUGCAAUAAAUUGAAA